Messenger RNA from Penicillium verhagenii, 1095 nucleotides. RefSeq lists its product as uncharacterized. Lineage: Eukaryota; Fungi; Ascomycota; Eurotiomycetes; Eurotiales; Aspergillaceae. The record is from RefSeq and is a predicted model, not a curated record. The transcript has a single exon. Gene Ontology annotation, cellular component: extracellular region. Gene Ontology annotation, molecular function: IgE binding. Bases 1 to 1095 code for a protein of 364 amino acids.
AUGCUUUUCUCCAAGUCUUUGCUGCUGGCAGCUCUUUCCAGCAGCGCUUUCGCUGCCCGCCUGGAAGGUCAUGCUCGUCGCCAGGCCGUCACCACUACGACCGUGACCGAGCUCAUCACCAUCACUGCCUGUCCUUGUUCCGAAACCUCCACCCCAGCGUGGACCUCUUCGUCCGUGGUAGCCACCACCACCCCCGAGCUCUCCACAACCGAGACUCCCACUUCCACUCCCGUGCCGACCACCUCGGCUGUGCCGACUACUUCCACGGUCGAGUCUACUUCCAGCUCCAUCGUAGCAGUGACCACCUCGUACUCGACCAUCGAGGCCGUGACAUCCACUUCCACCAUCGAGGCUUCGUCCUCCACCUCCGCCUCCAGCAUCGAGGCCUCCUCCACCUCCGCCGUGGCCUCCACCACCUCCUCCAGCUCCAGCUCCGCCUGGACAGAGGUGCCCUCCGACGGCGUCUACUCCACCACCGGCUUCGGCACCAUCACUAACUCCUCCGGCUCCGGCGACACCUACACCGGCAACGUCGGCAGCCCCUACGGCAGCAACAUCAUCACCGUCUCCGAGUCCGAGGCCAGCUCGUACAAGUACGUCGUCCAGUUCACCGGCUCCAACACCGACGACUGGAAGGUCGUUAUCUGGAACAAGUAUAGUUCCGACGGCACCAUGGACGGCUGGUACGGUAAUGCCUGCCACACUUUCACCCUCGCUGCCGGCGAUACCGUCUACUACGCUUUCGACACUGACUCCCAGGGUGGUUGGACUGCCGCCAAGGGCUCGACUAUCCCCACUGAUGACUACGGCGGUUACGCCUCCACCUGGGGUGAGUUCGACUUCGGCUCCACUGUCAACUCGGGCUGGUCUGGCUUCGAUGUCUCGGCCAUUAUGGCCCAGGAUGCCGAUCUGUCGGUCCAGGGUAUGAGCAUCUGUGAUGCUUACAACUCUGAUGCUACUUGCUCGUCUAUUACGACUGGCGCCGGCACCGUUUCCAACGCUUACACUUCUGCUGAGACUGAUGUCGGUGGUAUCGGUGGUAACCUUUCUGCUGGACCUGUUCGUCUGGCUGUUGUCAUCGACUACGAUGCUUAA